Molecule: messenger RNA, 3210 nt
Organism: Neurospora crassa OR74A
Lineage: Eukaryota; Fungi; Ascomycota; Sordariomycetes; Sordariales; Sordariaceae
Gene: stk-8
Product: serine/threonine-protein kinase prk1
Exons: 2
Coding region: 480-2153 (557 amino acids)
Biological process (GO): protein phosphorylation
Cellular component (GO): mediator complex; nucleus
Molecular function (GO): cyclin-dependent protein serine/threonine kinase activity; ATP binding; RNA polymerase II CTD heptapeptide repeat kinase activity
Source: RefSeq, a predicted model, not a curated record
UGUUCUUGCCUUUGCGACAACAAUAUCAAUCCAGCUCGUCGUCAAAAUCCCCAGACCUGUCGUGUUCCCAGAUCCUCACCGGCCAUCUUUACUCGAUUUCUCCAAACUCUCAAGCCCGGCUUCCAUCGCCCAGCUACCGGCCACGCUAACACACCGUCUCCGCUCAUCCAUUCCCGAGUCUCACAGUGGUUUUCCCCCCGGGCCCGUGCAGAUCGGGUACGGCUCAGAUGACAUGCCUCCGAAACCGAAAUGUGAGUCGAUGAACUUGAUCCAAUUCCUUCAUUCAAAACAUCAUCCAGCCCUCCCAGCAUGAUCCCUUCAGUGUGUAUCUUGUGCCCGGUUAUAUAGUUUAUUUUCUCCAAAUUCCCGAGAGCAUCUUCAAACACAAAACAGACGGGCGGUGACUGCCCAGCCUCUCACUACCAAGUCACUACCUUGCAUACACCAACCUCACUCUUAUAAACAUACAAUCACCCCCCAUGAUGUACGGCACAAAUAGAGCGAGAAACCAAAAGGCCGAAACCAGCUACCGCGGGUACCAGCGUAGCAAUGCCGGCCCCCUAAACUACCAAACCAAGGUCCGCAUUACCGACCGCUACAAAGUCAUCGGCUUCAUCUCCUCCGGUACCUAUGGCCGGGUCUACAAAGCCACCGGCCGACAAGGCCAAACCGGGGAAUUCGCCAUCAAAAAGUUCAAGCCCGACAAGGAAGGUGAAGCCGUCGUCAACUACACGGGCAUCUCUCAGUCGGCGGUGCGUGAGAUGGCGUUAUGCUCCGAACUGCGAAACCACGCCAACGUUAUCCGGCUCAUCGAGAUUAUCCUGGAGGACAAGUGCAUCUUCAUGGUAUUCGAGUACGCAGAGCACGAUUUGUUGCAGAUCAUCCACCAUCACACGCAAACGCCACGACAUCCGAUCGCGCCAGGGACCAUCAAGUCGAUAAUGUACCAGCUGUUGCAGGGGGUGCAAUACUUACACACCAACUGGGUAUUACAUCGAGACUUGAAGCCGGCGAACAUCAUGGUUACUUCUUCCGGAGAAGUGAAGAUUGGCGAUCUCGGACUGGCCAGGGUUUUCAAGCAGCCCAUCCACAACCUCUACAUGGGCGAUAAAGUGGUCGUGACUAUAUGGUAUCGCGCGCCCGAGCUGCUGUUGGGGAGCAAGCAUUACACGACAGCUAUCGACCUGUGGGCGGUGGGAUGCAUCUUUGCGGAGCUGCUGAGUCUUCGGCCCAUCUUUAAGGGGGAGGAGGCCAAGAUGGAUAGCAAGAAGACGGUGCCGUUUCAGAAACAUCAGAUGCAGAAGAUUGUGGACGUAAUGGGCCUGCCGACGAGGGAGCGGUGGCCCUUGUUAGCCAGCAUGCCCGAGUAUAGCCAGUUGUCGACUUUACAGCCGCCCUUGCUGUCGACCAACACCUCCCACUCCCACGGCGGCGGCCACCACCCCUACGGCCAUCGCUCCCAGCAACAACCGCCCGCGUCGCAAAACACGCACGGAAACCUCCAGAAAUGGUACCACCAAACCACCGUCUCCACCCCUCUGACCUCGCUAGGAGCAGAAGGCUACAAACUCCUCGCCUCCCUCCUCGAAUACGACCCCGAGAAACGCUUGACGGCCGCCGACGCCCUCGUCCACCCCUUCUUCACCUCGCCCACCUCGACCCCGCUGGCUUCUCUCAAUAGCAACACGGCCAAUAGCACUUCUCAAGGAACAGGAGCAGCAGCAGUCAACUGGUCACCAACCAACUGCUUCGAAGGACUCAAAAACGAGACGUACCCGUGCAGACGCGUGUCGCAGGACGACAACGAUAUCGGCUUCGGCACCGGAACAGGCAACCAGAGUGGGUCGCGGGUGAACACGGCUGCGGCCGGGACGGGGACGGGGCUGGUGAUGGGACAAGCGCAGUCGCAGGUUCAGGCUAUGGGAGGUUCGUUGGGGAAUAUCGGCGGACAUGGACACGGACACGGACACGGACAGAUGGGCGGCGGCGGGAUGGGCCAAGGGAUGGGAGGGUUGGGUCAAGGACAUGGGGGGAUGGCGCAAAUGGCGGGGAUGAAAAGGAUGCAUGAUGCUGCUGCUGCUGCUGCUGCGGCGGCGGCGGCGGCGGUGCAGCAGAGUCAUCCGAAUAAGAGGAUGAAAGGGUCACAGGGAUAGGGAUACGGUCUUGGUAUUGAAAGACGCGGACGAAAUCCCACGCAACGCCUUGAGGGACAGCAGGGACAGCAGCAGCCAAACAAGCCGGGAAUGAGCUCGCGGCUUCGAGGAUAGCUGAACGGCGUCAUGGAAGGCAAGCCGGAUGGUCAGUAGCCAUUUGGACUGAUUGACCGAGCCUGAGAACGUUUGGCGGACAGAGACUGGGGCGGAAUCGAGUUAUACAGUGGACGUACCUGUCCAACCCACAUUCCUCAUCACUUGGCUCGAUUCCUGGGUACCAGUCUACCACCAUCUGACCACCCAGGAACAGGACAGACCUUGCAUCAACAAUAGCUCCAAUAAACAGUACAACUGCAGCGGCUUCACCACGAGUUCGCAAGCUCGAAAUUGCGCCGCAAAUGGUCCCACUACAAAAACAGGUCCAGCAACUACGACAAAUCACACAGGAAGCACUGCGAAUUCACAACGAGCGACGCAAGAUCCCCCCCCUCUGACAGCGAAACAGUGCCUGGUUCAAGCGCAGCAUCUCCAUAACCUACAGCGCCUUGCGUCGGAGAUGAACAAGCUAGCGGUAGCUGUGUUUCAUCCCGAGCACUUGAAACUGCUGCAAGCACACGACGACGGCGCACAAACACAUGGACAGCAUCAUCCGUUAGAACCAUUGGAUGAUCUUGAAUAGCAUGCCUUGGAGGGUGCUAGAUUCGCCGCCGGAACUUGUCCGGGUUUGUUUGGAGUUGCUGGGGUCACUGAGCAGGAGAUCCUGAAAGGGGAGGACAUGGACGUGUGAGGAUGGUUACAUGCUUGGGGGGUUGAUUGUGUAGAUGAAGCGAGGGAGACUAAAAUGUAGGUACCUACCUGACAUCGAUGCGAUCAGGACUUGAUGAAUAUGAGAACAGCGUGGACUAGAAGAACAUGGGAGGGAAUACGAGAACAGGAGUCACGAUAGAACCGGCGGGUAUCGACAUAUAGCGUACAAAUAUACCUCUAGACAUCAUGAAUCCACUUUACAAAAUCACACUCGAAGCACACAGAUCUCUUGGACCAUGAUGAAUACGUA